AUGACCGAUUCCGCAGGACUGAGGCAACGGAAAGCCGCAGUAGCCUCAUCCUCGUCUUCCUCGGCGACACGCGAUGCCUCGAAUGUCCGUGGGACCGACGAUGAGGCGGAACAUGAGUCGGCGUCGUCGCGGCGCACCUCGAUCACGUCGAUACCCAUCAAGGAACGAGAAGCCCCUCUCUCGCGAGGGCGCAGUGUUCUGACUGUGCUCCUGUUCCUCGUCAUCCUCGUGCCGCUGCAUUGUGGUCAACUUCUGUUCUACCCGCUAUCGUUCGUGCCUGGUCAGUUCUCGUGCGGUCUUCUUGCCCUUGCAUUUCAAUCUUCCCCAUGA
Molecule: messenger RNA, 330 nt
Organism: Microbotryum saponariae
Lineage: Eukaryota; Fungi; Basidiomycota; Microbotryomycetes; Microbotryales; Microbotryaceae
Source: the annotation of a GenBank genome assembly